CUGCGAGGUCUGCACACCUGGCGACCAAGGUGACCUCUGCAACCUCUGCGCUUGGGCUCCGCUGGAUGAUUUUGCACGGAACAAAGGUGCUGCUGAAUGGACGUGUUUGCCAGUAACUCCAGGGAACAUUGAGGGUUUGCACUGAGAGGCUGGCCUUGGAUCCCGAUUGCCCUUCUGCCAGGAAGGCACAUGCAGCCAAAAAUGAAUUUGGGAAAAGCAGCCACUUGCUCCUGUAACCAUGGAAAAGCAGGGCCGCAGUGAGAUGGAAAUAAUCCCGUCAGAGUCUCACUCCUACAUCAAAUUGUUGAAAGUCAACCGGGAGCAUCUGGUCACUCACGUCCGCAACACUCAGUGUCUGCUGGACAACUUGCUGCAGAAUGACUACUUCUCCGCCGAAGACGUGGAGAUCGUGUGUGCCUGCCCCACGCAGCCCGACAAGGUCCGCAAAAUUCUGGACCUGGUGCAGAGCAAGGGCGAAGAGGUGUCCGAGUUCUUCCUCUAUGUGCUACAGCGACUCACAGAUGCUUACGUGGACCUCAGGCCUUGGCUGUCGGAGAUCAGCUUCUCCCCUUCCCAGCUCAUUCAGAGCAAAGCUGUUGUCAACACGGAUCCAGUGAGCAGAUACAGCCAGAAGCUGCGACAGCAACUGGGCCGCGACUCCAAGUUCAUCCUGUGCUACGCCCAGAAGGAGGAGCUGCUGCUGGAGGAGAUGUACACGGACACCAUCGUGGAGCUGGUCGACUUCGGCAACGAGAGCCUGGGCAGCCUGGGCAGCCUGGCCUGCCUCCUGGACCCCUCCACGGGCGUCCUCAACGAGCAGGGCGAGACCAUCUUCGUCUUCGGCGACGCGGGCGUGGGCAAGUCCAUGCUGCUGCAGCGGCUGCAGAGCCUCUGGGCCGCGGGCCAGCUGGACGCUGAGCUCAGGUUCUUCUUCCACUUCCGCUGCCGCACCUUCAGCUGCUUCAAGGAGAGCGCCUCGCUGUGCCUGCGGGACCUGCUCUUCAAGCACUACUGCUACCCGGAGCAGGACCCCGAGGAGGUGUUCGCCUUCCUGCUGCGCUUCCCGCACACGGCCCUCUUCACCUUCGACGGCCUGGACGAGCUCCACUCGGACUUCGACCUGAGCAGCGAGCCCGACACCUCCUCCCCCUGGGAGCCCGCCCACCCCCUGGUCCUGCUGGCCAACCUGCUCAGCGGGAAGCUGCUCAAGGGGGCGCACAAGCUGCUCACGGCCCGCACGGGCGUCGAGAUCCCGCGGCAUCUCCUCUGGAAGAAGGUGCUCCUGCGCGGCUUCUCCCCCAGCCACCUGCGCGCCUACGCUGGGAGGAUGUUCCCCGAGCGCUCCGUGCGCCAGCGCCUGCUGGAUCAGCUGGAAGCCAACGCCAACCUCUUCAGCCUGUGCGCCGUGCCCCUCUUCUGCUGGAUCAUCUUCCGGUGCUUCCAGCACUUCUACGACACCUUCGACGGCUUCUCGCAGCUGCCCGACCGCACGGUGACGCUGACCGACGUCUUCCUGCUGGUCACCGAGGUCCACCUGAACAGGACGCAGCCCACCAGCCUGGUGCAGCGGAACACGCGGAGCCAGACGGAGACCUUCCGCGCCGGCCGGGGCACCCUGCGCUCGCUGGGCCAGGUGGCUCACCGGGGCAUGGAGAAGAGCUUCUUCGUCUUCAGCCAGGAGGAGGUGCAGGCGUCCGAGGUGCAGGAAGGGGGCCUGCAGCUGGGUUUCCUGCGGGCCGUGCCGGAGCUGGGCCUCGGAGGGGACCAGCAGUCCUAUGAGUUUUUCCACCUCACCCUCCAGGCCUUCUUUGCUGCCUUUUUUCUGGUGGUGGACGACAAGGUGGGCACUCGGGAGCUGCUCCGCUUCUUCCAGGAGUGGGCUCCUCACGGGGAGGCAGCAGCUGCGUCCUGCUAUCCCCCCUUCCUACCCAUCCAGUGCCUGGGGGGCCGCGGCCUGGCCCGGGAAGACCCCUUUAAGAACAAGGAUCACUUUCAUUUCACCAACCUCUUCCUGUGCGGGCUGCUGUCCAAAGGCAAACAGGAACUCCUGCGGCACCUGGUGCCUGCCGCCGCCCUGCGGAGAAAGCGCAGGGCCCUGUGGGCUUACCUGUUCGCCAGCCUGCGCUCCCACCUGAAGCACCUGCCCCGAGUUCAGUCUGGGAGCUUCAGCCAGGUGCAGGCCAUGCCCACCUUCAUCUGGAUGCUGCGCUGCAUCUACGAGACGCAGAGUGAGAAGGUGGGGCAGCUGGCGGCCAGGGGCAUCUGCGCCAACUACCUCAAGCUGACCUUCUGCAACGCCUGCUCGGCCGACUGCAGCGCCCUCUCCUUUGUCCUGCACCACUUCCCCAAGCGGCUUGCGCUCGACCUGGACAACAACAAUCUCAACGACUAUGGUGUGCGGGAACUGCAGCCCUGCUUCAGCCGCCUCACCGUCGUCAGGCUCAGCGUGAACCAGAUCACCGACAGUGGGGUGAAGGUGCUAUGUGAAGAGCUGACCAAAUACAAAAUUCUGACCUUUUUAGGCUUAUACAACAACCAAAUCACCGAUGUCGGAGCCAGGUACAUCGCCAGAAUCCUGGAUGAGUGCACAGGCCUCACGCACCUGAAACUGGGAAAAAACAAAAUAACAAGCGAAGGAGGAAAGUGUCUCGCCCUGGCUGUGAAGAACAGCAAAUCCAUCUUUGAAGUUGGGAUGUGGGGCAAUCAGAUCGGUGAUGAAGGAGCAAGGGCCUUCGCAGAGGCUCUGAGGAACCACCCAAGCUUGACUAACUUGAGUCUUGCAUUCAAUGGCAUUUCUACAGAAGGAGGAAAGAGCCUCGCGUGGGCCCUGCAGCAGAAUGCGUCUCUGAGAAUAUUCUGCCUCCUCUGUCCCCAGGUAGUCACAUCAGGACUUGGCCUUCAUGCUCCAGCUCACCGGUCACGGGAAGCCCACAGCCCUCACUCCCUCUCUGCACUCCAGGGCCACUAGUUAACUGUAUGUUACCUUCUGAAAGUGAUGCUUUUAUUCUUUCUUUUGGUUGUUCCUGUUUUUGGUCAUUUACCGUAUUUUUAUUUAUUUACUUGCCUGUAUCACAAAUUGCUUCCGGGAAAGGAAGUUAUAUUACAUGUCUCUGUAUCCUCCGCAUGAGAUAUUGGCUAAAUUAGUCAAUGAAAAUGUCAUCAUUAUGAGAAUUCAGAUACUAGACCUGCUGGCCACUAAAUGCAUUUUCCUUUUCCCCUCAAAAAAUCUUUUAAAAGAUUUUGAAAAGUAAUACAUGCUUUUUUGAAAAAAAUAUAAGACACUGAAGUUGGGAAAGUAGGAAGUGAAAGAACCUCCUCCCUCAUGCUUUCUAAAUAUAAUCUUUUAUUUCUAGCAUUUGAAUGUAUAUUCAAAUAAAUAUCACUUUUCUUAUGAAACUGAAUAGCAUUUAGCAAGUGACUAAAAAAAAAAAUCUCAACCAUAUAUUGUACAUAUUUGACAUGUUCUUUUAUGUCAGGGUUUCUCAAUCUCAACACUGUUGACAUUUUGGUCCAAAUAAUUCUGUGAGAGGCUGUCCUGUGCAUUGUAAGAUGUUUAGCAGAAUCCCUGGCCUCUACCCAUUAGAUACCAAUAGUAACCCCUAAUUAUGACAAUCGAAAUUGUCUCCAGACAUUGGCAAGUGUCCCCUGGAGGGGAAGUCACCCCAGUUGAGAACCACAGGUCUAGGUGGAUAAUAAUGUCCAUCCCCAAAAUCUCUUGAGUACUCACUGUACAUCACACAUUGUUCUCAGCCUUUUCCAUGUAUUAACUCAUUCUCACAACUGUGUUAUGAGGGCUGUACCAUUACUGUCCACAUUUGCUGGUGAGAAAACUCAGGCCCAGAGAAGUUCAACCACGUGCUGUGGUCGCCCUGCUAGUAAGCCAUUGCCAGCCGGCAUGUCUUGCUCAGAGCAUCUUGAGCCCCAUGCUUUUCUGCCUCUUUCUUCAUCCUACCUCAUUCUCUCUAAAGGUUGCACAGUGUCCCUUGAAGGUACACUCACAAUGUAUUUUACUGGCUGCCUCUACUGAUACUGAAAUUUGUUCACAUCUUACAUUAUGACCGAAAAGACUGCAACCAAUACUGCACGUAUAGAACCUGUGUGUAAUGUCUUUGCACGCCAUAAGGUGGAUUUCUAGACGUCGAAUUGUUGGCCCAAAGUGAAACACAUUUAAAAUGUGGAUAGACACUACCAAAUUGCCCUUCAAGGAAUGAUUUUUAAAAUGUUCUUUAUAUUCCUUUCUCCUUCCUUAUUUAUUCUUUCAUCCACUGGCACAACAGGGUUUAAUCCUCUUUACAACCAGGAGCUUCUAGCUCUCUGUGCUUUAUCCAGACCACUUCCUGCUUUUACGAACAACUGAGAGACUUCCUGAACUUUCAGUCACAGAACUCGGGUCCUUCAUAACUGGCCUUGGAGCAAAGUGAUGAACACAUUUUAACACGCAGUUGGCAGGCUUUUCUAGGUCUUCAUCUGACUGAGUUUAGUAACACACUGUCGUGGUGUUCAAGGGAUCUUAAUGGCUGGAGGAGACCUGAGAAGCAGGCACUGGCCCCUCGCUUUCUGUGGGCCCAUCUUCUGAGAGAUCUGAGGGCUCAGCAAGGAUGGGGAGGGAGGGAGUAUGGGCUCCCCCCGCAGCAGCAGGGCUAAGAAGUAGGAGCUUGGAUGAAGGGUUUGCACUAGAAAUGAACCUCCAUUUAUUGUCUGCGGGGCUCAGAGGCUGGCUUGGAGCCUGGCUGUUAGCUGGGUUCUCAGCAAGUGAUUAGCAGCAUAAGCUGGAGAUGCAGCAGGGGCUGGGAUCCUGCUUCUGUGAACUCAGUGGAGAGUGGGUGCCAGGUAGGGCUGCCCUGUGUCGACACUUCCUUUC
Messenger RNA from Physeter macrocephalus (sperm whale), 4861 nucleotides. RefSeq names its product nucleotide binding oligomerization domain containing 1 (gene NOD1). Gene Ontology annotation, biological process: intracellular signal transduction; regulation of apoptotic process. The coding region runs from base 239 to 2968 and encodes 909 amino acids. The record is from RefSeq and is a predicted model, not a curated record. Gene Ontology annotation, molecular function: protein binding. Lineage: Eukaryota; Metazoa; Chordata; Mammalia; Artiodactyla; Physeteridae. The transcript has 11 exons.